AUGGCUGUACCAGCAUACAUCAUCUCCCGGGUGGCUGAUCCGAUCUUCGCCGUCGCGAUUGGUAUUGGUGCUGCUGCCACCCGCAUCAACCGCGAGGAGAAGGAAAAGGGCAAAACGAGCAGCGAGACAUGGCAAACAGCUCUACGUCGUAUUGGCUUGUCAAAGACGUCUCCGUAG
Molecule: messenger RNA, 177 nt
Organism: Emericellopsis atlantica
Lineage: Eukaryota; Fungi; Ascomycota; Sordariomycetes; Hypocreales; Bionectriaceae
Exons: 2
Coding region: 1-177 (58 amino acids)
Biological process (GO): protein secretion
Source: RefSeq, a predicted model, not a curated record